GACUGUCAUCGUUGGAACUAUAACAGGCCAAGACAAACACAGAGCACUAUUUCACGUGCGCUGCACGUGCCGGAUCCAAUCGUUUGCUCUCUUCCAUUUGCUCGGCAGCAGACGACUUCAAGAACUUGAGCAAACAUUAGCAACAGGCUUUUAUUGCGAGACAUAUGCCCAUUUGAUUGGCUGACACGACGGAUAAGUGGCCUCGAUUACAAUAUGAUGGGCUGUCAAUGCCAUCUGUAAAUCAGAGUCUGCGGUAUUCGUGAAGCCGAUCUGGUGAUAUAAGCUGAGCGCGAUCUCUGUCCACCAUCACACUCCAGGGAGACACUACGUGCCACGACGGAUACAGCAGAGCUGCGAUUCAGGAAGUGACGUCAUAGUGUCGGACCAUCUGAAUAUUGCGCCAGUACAGACGCGUGACUUCAACGCGCCAACAGCUUCAUCGUUUACGACCUGCUUCUGGUCCGACGUGGACGAAUGUGACGCCUGUAAACGACGGAAUGUAUGGAGAGAGCUGGAGCAUGCGCUCGUUUUUAUCGGACAUGCUCGGAAACGUGACAGGACGUAUCCUCGACAUAUCGCCCCAAACAGAAGAGAAUGACACAGAUUUGGGCAAAACGAUAAUACGAGACGAAAUCUGGACAGGCAGAGUUGCGAUAAACGGCAUUGGCGGAACGACGAUUGCCUUAUUUGGUCUUGUAGCAAAUGCAAUGUCAAUUGUAGUCCUGUCUCGAUACAAACAAAAGUCGUCUGCUCCACUGUUGCUGAUCCUGCUGGCCGUGUGCGACUCCCUGUUGCUAGGGUCGGAGUUGGUCCUGGAGACACUCGCCACUCUGGCUAGCGGCAAGGUAAUCUCGGCCUCGUACAUCGACUGGCUGACACCAGGUUACGUCAUCUUUUUCCACGUCCCGUUCAUCGCCCAGACAGGAACAACGUACAUGACCGUCCUCAUCACUGUAGAACGCUACAUCGCCGUCGUCAAGCCGUUCCUGGCGUCGCGGUUGUGCAGCAGAUCGGCUGCAUGGAAAGCUAGUGCGGUUAUCUUGGUAUGGAGCGUCGUGUAUCACACACCCAAGUAUCUGGCUUACACGUCUUAUGAACAAUACCAGGCCGAUACCAAUUCCACAAAACUCAUCUUCAACAGAACCGACUUUGGAAAUGGGUUUUUCUUUAAUGAAGUGUUUAUGGUAUGGAUAAAUUUCACACUUGAGUUUUUUGUCCCAUUCUCAAUCCUUGUUGUCCUCAACGUCUUGCUUAUAAGGGCUCUAAAGAAGAGCAAGAGCUUCGAGGUCAGCCGAGUUGGUGCUAGGGCGCGGAAAGGACAGCGUCUCACUGCCAUGGUGUUGGCUGUGACCACUUUGUUCUUCUUCUGCGAGUUGUUUUCCGUCACGUCCAUCAUAAUGAUUCGCGGCCUCAACCAAUACAGCGAGUGUUCCGUCUUCUGCAACAACUUCCUUGCCCUCGCGGACACCAUGGUGAUCGUAAACUCCGCCUCAAAUUUCGUCCUCUAUUGUGCCGUCGGGAAGAAGUUCAGGGAUAUAUUCCUGCAGAUGUUUUGCCGGAUGCCGUUGAGGAAGUCGCGUUCUUCGUCAAGUAACUCCAACAACACUCGUAGUACGUCACAGGGCCAUUCCAAAAUGAUAAGCAUGACGAAGAUGGAUCGUCGGGACGUGCUGUCAAAUUAAUGCCUAAUAUGGCCUCAUGAAGACUCGGACACUGCAACAGGUUUAUUCCAUUGAGUGAGUUGAUGUGGCUUUAAUCUAUGCUUAGCAAUAAAACAACCGUGUGAAGGCGACUAAAACAA
Messenger RNA from Haliotis rufescens (red abalone), 1801 nucleotides. RefSeq names its product FMRFamide receptor-like. Gene Ontology annotation, cellular component: membrane. The transcript is spliced from 2 exons. The record is from RefSeq and is a predicted model, not a curated record. Gene Ontology annotation, molecular function: G protein-coupled peptide receptor activity. Gene Ontology annotation, biological process: G protein-coupled receptor signaling pathway. Bases 498 to 1682 code for a protein of 394 amino acids. NCBI's taxonomy places the organism in Eukaryota, Metazoa, Mollusca, Gastropoda, Lepetellida, Haliotidae.